Messenger RNA from Hevea brasiliensis (rubber tree), 2649 nucleotides. RefSeq lists its product as uncharacterized. The coding region runs from base 174 to 2081 and encodes 635 amino acids. The record is from RefSeq and is a predicted model, not a curated record. The transcript has 15 exons. Gene Ontology annotation, biological process: nuclear DNA replication. Lineage: Eukaryota; Viridiplantae; Streptophyta; Magnoliopsida; Malpighiales; Euphorbiaceae. Gene Ontology annotation, cellular component: nucleus.
CUCUUUACCGCAACUUCUGAACUCUCUAUUUCUCUCUCUCCAUCGCUCCCUCUCUCUCUUUCCUCUUGCUAGUUUGCUCAUUUUCUGUGAAGUGAUUUCCCCUAAGCUCUUAAUCCAGAGUGAUGAGUUGAUUGGCGAAGGAGACAGACAGGUAUAUCAUCUGGGAGAACUAUAUGGCAAAGGUUGCUAGUGCUACAUCUGGUUCGUUAAUGUCCAAUUCUCUUCAAAUUGGUGAGGCUGCUCUAAAGGUUGGUCCAAUGGUCAAAAGGAAGAGCCCAUCAGAACUAAGGGAAGAGCAAUUGAAGAGGAUAAAUGCUGUUGAGAUUGUAGAUGAAUCUCCAGCUCCAUUGUCUGGUUCAACGAAUAACACUAGUGAUAAUGGGCUUAAGAAACCAGAUUUACCAAGGAAUCCAAGAUAUAUUGACACCCGUAUGGAUGAAGUAUAUCCUAUCAAAAAAUCCAGGCUCAGGGUGCUUUCUGUAAAGGAAAAUGCAAAGGAAAAUAUAUCAACUGAGCAAACUCACGGCCUGAAGAAUAUCUCUAUGCUUUCAAAUUUGGCAGCCAAGAGACAACUCUUAUGCCCAGAAAAUUCUGCUGCUUCCUCUAUAGUUUCCAAAAACGGUAAGGUGCAAGCUUGUCAAACGAUAGACAGGUGCAAUGAAAGUAUAUUCCGAAGUGUUACUGAACUUUCAUCCAAUGGUGAAAAAUCAUCUGGCAUAGCUCUUGUUGAUAUGGAUAAAGUAUUAAAGGGACUAGUUGCCCAUGAACCUCCUACCAGUUCUGGUUUAAAUGUCUACUCUUCUGAAAAGUUUGGCAAUUGUACCUCAUUUCAUUCAGGCAAUUUUGUCUCUGAAUGCAUCAUUCCAGGCCAAAAGGCUCCUCUUGAUUUUACUUUGAAAACUAAAAUGCGGGUGACAUCCUCUUGCUCAGUGAAUUGGAUUCACAGGUCGAUUAUGUGUAGUGUCUACAAUGGAAUGCCACAGUUGUCAUCCCAAACUAGUUGUUCCAUAGAUGGUAGUAGCUCAGGGCAAUCAUUGACUUCCCAAAGUCUUAGUUCUAAAGUGUUACAUUCAUGGAUUUAUCCUCAAUCUACAUUGCCUCCUUCUGUCAUAUCAGUGUUGAGUUCACAAGCAGCGGAGGGAGUUGAAAUAGACUUUUUAAGAAAGCGGCAAAUGGGAUGGGAGGAUUCAUUUCGGAGUCUUUAUUACAUGCUUCGAAAAGACAUUUGCAAUAUCUUUUAUGUGUGUACAUCACAUUUUGUGGUAUUGUUCAUCAAUAGUAGUGGCUCAGGAAGAACCAAAAACUUAUGCAAUGCUUACAUCUCCCAAUCAACAAGAGAUCUGAGGUCGUUGUUAAGAAAGCAUGAUGUUUACUUCUCUAUGCCACUUUGCCAUUCUAACAUAGAGCAAGCCACCACUGAAGAUCUAGUUGAGCUCUCAGAAAUUGAGAAGCAAAAUUUGGGCCAGACUCGACGUCCGACCACCUUGUCUGAUGUUGAUCAUAGCCCACAAUCUCUCUUAGCUUUUUGUGGAAAUAAAAAUGUACAUGCAUUAUAUGAUUUUUUAUUAAAUUACCGAUCUUCCUUAACCUUUUUGUCUGGCGUGGAUGUUCCUGUAUUGUAUUCACCUGUUUCAUUUCAGAAUGCUGCUCUUUCCACUCCUGAGAUAAGAUGCAUGGAAAUGAAAAGAGUUGAUCAUGUUGCUGGUUCCUUCAAAGAAUUUGAAGUUAACAAUGGUGAACACAUACAAGGUUCAUCUUCUGGUCUACGCUCUAGUAUUGAGAUCAAGGAUGCAUAUAUUCCAUUAUGGAUUAUUUGCCGUGUAUGUGCACUAAUAAGAUCUGAAGGGAAGAGCUUUGAGGCAAGCUUCAUAACAGAGCGUACCUCAAUUGGCUUGAAUGUUGCUCUUGAGACAAUAUGUGAGGAAACUGAUUCCGGUGCUGUGGCAAGCAAAAGCUUGCAAGAUAACCGUCAUUCUAUUGGCAUUCCAGAAGCUAAAGUUUCUCCUAGCAUGGGUUCAAGCUUUGUAAAAGGCCUGAAGUACAUCGAUGGUUCUUAUACAGUUUCUCUCUCUCCUAUAUGACAUAUUGCCAUUGUGAUAUCUGAUAGAAAUGCAACAUGGAGAUAUUUUUAUGGUACUUACGCAACUUGAUGGUCUCUCUAUGACAUUUUGCCUUUUCGGUCUAUGGCACAGAUGCAACAUUGGAAUGCUGCAGUGGUUCUUGCACAUAUUUCCUCUCCUGGGUCACAUUUUACUUCCGUGAUCUUUAGCAGAGAUACAAUGAAAUAUUUCACUGCAUAUUGCUAAUUAAGUUGAUCCUAUAUCCAUUUAUUCUGAUCCUGUAUGAUUACCAGUUUUUUAAUGAUGAUUUGUAGCUCAUAAAAAUAAUUUAAGAAUCAUUGAUUUCUAGUUUUCAGCAUGGAAUUUUUUGGUGGGGAGCUUUUAUUCUUGAAGAAGCAUUUGGGUUGAGAAAAUGGAUCAUUAAUAGUUUUAAGCUGGAGCUACAAUAAUGGCCAUCAUCAAGUCUAAACUUUUUCAUAUUUUUUGGUGCAAUAAGUAUUAACAUUUGCUUUCUAUUGAAGAAUUACAUAUUUAUGAGAAAAUUACGUGAUUGAUUAGUAAAAAUCAGUAAGAUUGUUGUUUGUAUAAA